UGUUUUUACCAGAAAUGUGGAAUGAAAUGAGAACAACCCUGUUUCUUUCCUUGUUGAGGACUUAAAGUUUCAGAGUUACGAUUAAAACUGCCUUGUAGCUGGAUGUUUAGGACCAAACAUUGGAAGUAAAUAAUGGACACAACCUCUACAAAAGCCACAACAGAAACACAUACAAAAGGUAGUACGUGGAAUCAAAAUCAAGAAAAAAUACACGUUAAAGGUGAAAAAGAAAUACAAGAAGAAUUAGAAGAAAAUUCGGUAAAACAAGGGGAAUUAAAUAAUAAAAGCGGAACAGGCAAACAGGGACAUGUAGACGACUUAAGCCUGCAUCGCGGUAGCGAUUUCUGUAAUCAAACCAUGGAAGGGCAAGAAGAUAUAAAAGACAAAACAGACUUUGGGGACUUGGAUUGUGGUAGCGACUUUUGUGUUCCUGCCUUGCAAGAAGAGUCAGAGGAGUUGAAUUGUGGUAGUGACUUCCGGUUAUGGCUCGCAUGA
Saccostrea cuccullata (small rock oyster) is the source of this 495-nucleotide messenger RNA. RefSeq lists its product as uncharacterized. The transcript has 4 exons. The record is from RefSeq and is a predicted model, not a curated record. The coding region runs from base 133 to 495 and encodes 120 amino acids. NCBI's taxonomy places the organism in Eukaryota, Metazoa, Mollusca, Bivalvia, Ostreida, Ostreidae.